Molecule: messenger RNA, 807 nt
Organism: Nematolebias whitei (Rio pearlfish)
Lineage: Eukaryota; Metazoa; Chordata; Actinopteri; Cyprinodontiformes; Rivulidae
Exons: 3
Coding region: 1-807 (268 amino acids)
Source: RefSeq, a predicted model, not a curated record
AUGUUCAGGAAGAUCAACAAUGUGUUCCGUCCCAACCAUCAUGGACACAAAGGACAAGGGAACGGUGGCGGUCGGUUUCGGGCUGGGCAGGACUACCACAACGCCUGCACAGUCAGGCUGGUCCGCAGCACCUCCAUGCUGGUGGUGGGAGAGAGAACUCGGACGGCCGAGGGCUCCACUUUGAAACGGAGCAAAAGCACAGUGAGCAUCGAGUCCACUCUGUACUAUUACCAGAGACAAGAGGACAGGAUAUGGCUGUAUUCACAGAACCAGAACUGCCUGGAGUACCUGGAAGCACUCAUGGCGCUCAGAAGGCAGUACACACAGAGCGUGAGUGACUUGAAAAGUAACGAGGCCAAGGCCACGGUGUCUUCAAAGAAGAAACCAGCGCCUGCACCUCCAUCAAAAAAGGAGCCGCAAAAAUCAAGAGCAAAACCCCCAGCACCUCCUGCCCCCAACGAGGAGGACACUUUACAGUUCUUUGAUGAGGUCAUUGCCAGCUGUGACAGUGAACCUCUGAGGAAACCUUACAGGGAUGAUGGCAACGCAGACGUAGAUGUUAUAGUGGCCUCCAGCUCAGCCGAGCACGACCUCCACUCCAACUGGGUCUUGAGGGUCCCGCGGGUCCCCGAUGGCUCAAAACAGACAGCCACUCCCGUCUGUGCCAACGAAAGCAUCUCGAAGAAGAAACACAGCGGGUCCACAAGCAGCAGAUUGCAUCUGCAGAGGAACCCCAUCCACCUGCCAAAAGUGGUGGAGAGCGCAUUCCAGACGCUGCGCUUCAAGCCGAAAUUAAAAAAGCAGUGA